AGUCAGUUGGCAGGCUUCCUGCUCAGGGCUCCAGCCUCCCUGCACUCAGGAGGGAGAGACCGGAGGGAUCAGAAGCCAGGCAGUUCCCAGGACAGAGCCAUGGCCAGUGCGGGCAGCGACCUCAGCACCAGGAUAUCUGCAGAAGGCCAGAAUAUAGACAACAAGCUUAUCUGUGAGUUUGCACUUAGUCACUUCAAAAAAUAUAAGGUGGAGAUUUCAGAUGCAGUAAAAACGACAUUUCCUUUCCUUGAACUUCUCCGUGACCGUGGAUUCAUCACCAAUGAAAGAUAUGACAUUUAUGAAGAUUCUGCUAGAAACCAGGUCCCUGUACAGAAAGUGGUGUACAAUGCUCUCUGUGAUCUGGAGAAGACAUUUGACCUCCCACUUCUGGAAGUCUUAUUCAGCGAUGUCCUCAGGAGGACCUAUCCUCGUUUAAACAAUAUCUAUGAAAGCUUCAGAAAAGUGAUCAAAGAGAAAUUUUUUCACCAAAAAAGUGAUAGAGUUGAGAGUGUGGACAGCCCUAAUACCCAGCUAAAGCUUAAACAAGGAACUGGAGAAAACUGCCUCUCCUGGAUCUACACAGACACCUGGCAUGACAAUGGUACAACCCCACCUGAAAGUGGACUGUCAGGGCUCCUCUGUGAAACAGAGCAGAUAAAUACACUGAGAAACAAUGCAACCGGUGACAACAAUGAUGCGCUACAAAGCCAACAAGCAAGAGAACAAUGUGCCCAAGAGUCUGAGCCAGCAGAGAGAAGAGAUGAAGACCCUUUAGUGUCCAGUGUGAAGGAGAACCCAGGAGCCGGGACCUCUGGGCUGAGAAGUGGUCCUGAUGUGAAGGAUACUACGAAGCUUAGAAACAAUUCUACUUCGGGAAAAGCCAAGAGGAGAAGGCCCAGAAGGCACACAGAUGGAAAUGUGGAUUUUCGGAGUGAUGUACUUCCUGUGACCUGUGGUGACGCGAAGGGGAUGUUACAUAAAAACAAAUUGAGCCAAGGAGGCACGGUGAAGUCCAUAAUGAGAGAGGAUGGAAAAUGGUUCACUCCCAGAGAAUUUGAAGUUGAAGGAGGCCGCAAAAAAUCAAGUAACUGGAAGCAGAGUGUGCGCUGUGGUGGGAGGACCCUAAAAUGGCUGAUGGAGGUAUUCCAGUGGCAGGGGNUCAUAU
Hipposideros armiger (great roundleaf bat) is the source of this 1165-nucleotide messenger RNA. Its product is annotated as nuclear autoantigen Sp-100-like. The annotation marks the transcript as partial. Gene Ontology annotation, cellular component: nucleus. The record is from RefSeq and is a predicted model, not a curated record. The transcript has 10 exons. NCBI's taxonomy places the organism in Eukaryota, Metazoa, Chordata, Mammalia, Chiroptera, Hipposideridae. Gene Ontology annotation, molecular function: DNA binding; DNA-binding transcription factor activity, RNA polymerase II-specific. Gene Ontology annotation, biological process: regulation of transcription by RNA polymerase II.